This is a messenger RNA of Drosophila hydei, 714 nucleotides long. RefSeq names its product tail-anchored protein insertion receptor WRB. The transcript is spliced from 2 exons. The record is from RefSeq and is a predicted model, not a curated record. Bases 119 to 640 code for a protein of 173 amino acids. Gene Ontology annotation, biological process: tail-anchored membrane protein insertion into ER membrane. Lineage: Eukaryota; Metazoa; Arthropoda; Insecta; Diptera; Drosophilidae.
UUAUUCAUUGAAGAGUAUAAUAAACACGCAGCUAUCAGCUGUUCGCUGCAUUUCGUUUUUUUCAUCACACAAAAACUUAAGAUAUUGUAUUUUUUUGUAAAAUUAACACAAACUUAACAUGGAAUUGUUCGUACUAAUAGCGCUGAUGUGCCUGAUCAACACAAUCCUUCCAGACUUUAUACGCAACUACAUUAAAAUAUCCCGUUUCUGGAAAGGGGUCAGAGUCAACCCGAAGUUUCAAGCAGAUCUGGAUGCAGCACGCGAGGAGCUUAAUCAGGUUCACAAUGCGCAGCAUUCCGGAGAAUACGCAAAGAAAAUAAAGAUAAUGCGUGCUGAGCGAAAGGUCGCCGAAGCCGAAAGCAUAAUAUUGAUGGCCAAACAAAUGCAGAUGCUUAAGCACUCAACUAUAGACACGGUGGCCUACUACGUAACGAAGGUUCUCUUCUCGCUGAUCGUCAUAAUCGUUUGUGCCCGCCAUCGUUAUUCGCCUGUGAUGAUCUUCGACGAUAGUUUUAGUUUGGCGCCGCUGGGCGGGCUGCUCAGCUUUCCCACUGGUAUUUACAAUGCUAUUUCUGUGCCCACCUGGGCUUUUUCAUGUAAUUUCACAUUUCGCCUGCUGUACGGUUUGGUAAAAAAUUAACGUGUCGCAAAUUCAAUUGUAAUUUGUAUUCUAUUGCAAUAAGAUUUAUUUUAAGUGCUCGACAUAGUUUACAU